AUGGUCGGCGACGGCAAAGAUCUCUCCACUCGUGAUGCUACGCUACUGGGAAAAGACGAUGUUGGAUUAAUCAUACCUCCCAAUAACACCGUCUCCCAGCUGCGCAACGGUCACACCGCAUCCCCCUCACCUGAAGACGGCCACGACAACGCCGCCUUCCACCACGGGGACACUAGCAGAAAGGACCAAGAAGCCUUUCUUGAAAACCCUUUCUUGGCAAUAGAGCCAACCUCGACCGAUCCAACGAUGGCUGUCAUUUCCGCCGCUCUAAAUCAGACGAAUGCUCUGAUCCGGCAGCAGAAUGAUCAAAUUGGAGCAUUGGAACAUCAACACCACACCGACAGAGACAGGCGUCCCAAGCCUGAUGUUUCAGCAGCCAAGAAAAGGAAACACUCCCCGUCAAAAAGAGACCAGCCUUCUUCUCUAGCCAAAAGAAGCAAAAAAGAUCAUCGCUCUCAUCGGCGCUCACCUUCUCCAUGUCCGAAAGGACGAUCAAGAUCGCCUUCCCCGAAGCCGACGGAUCACCGCCGCUGUCACAGACGAAAUCGCAGUCGUUCCCCAACUCCUAUCAAAGAAGGGUUUCUUAUGAAAGAGAGUUGA
Molecule: messenger RNA, 600 nt
Organism: Vicia villosa (hairy vetch)
Lineage: Eukaryota; Viridiplantae; Streptophyta; Magnoliopsida; Fabales; Fabaceae
Exons: 1
Coding region: 1-600 (199 amino acids)
Source: RefSeq, a predicted model, not a curated record